Molecule: messenger RNA, 832 nt
Organism: Rhinolophus ferrumequinum (greater horseshoe bat)
Lineage: Eukaryota; Metazoa; Chordata; Mammalia; Chiroptera; Rhinolophidae
Product: cystatin-C
Exons: 3
Coding region: 117-560 (147 amino acids)
Molecular function (GO): cysteine-type endopeptidase inhibitor activity
Source: RefSeq, a predicted model, not a curated record
AUAGGGCGGGCCCGGGGAAAUAAAAGCCUAGGCCCGGGGUUGGUGCUCGCGGCCUUCCGAUCGUGCCCCUGGGCUUCUGUCUUCCUGACCUAGCUCGCGUCUCCUCCAAUCCAACCAUGGCCGGGUCCCUGCGCACCCCGCUGCUCCUGCUGGCUGCACUGACCCUGGCCCUAGCACUGGCUAUGAGCCCCACGGUCGGCGCGAGCCCCAGCAAGCUUCACCGAGUGGGCGGCCUGCUGGAUGCGGACGUGAACGAGGAGGGCGUGCAGCAGGCUCUCAACUUCGCCCUGAGUGAGUACAACAAGGCAAGCAACGACGCCUUCCACAGCCGCGCCAUGCGGGUGGUACGCGCCCAAAAGCAGGUCGUGGCUGGGAUGAACUACUUCUUGGACGUAGAGAUCGGCCGAACCACGUGUACCAAGUCCCAGCCCAAUUUGGCCAGCUGCCCCUUCCAUGACCAGCCACGCCUGAUGAAGAAAGCAUUCUGCUCUUUCCAGAUAUACAGCGUUCCCUGGCUGAGCAAGAUCUCCAUGGUGAAGUCCAGCUGCCAGGACGCAUAGAAGACAAAUGACAAGCUGGGCCACACUGACUGCGUCUCAUUUGCACCCCCCUCCCAGUAGAGUUCCUAAGCUUUAGAUGGGUGAGCCCACCUUGGUGGAGUCCCCUCAGUGUACUGGCCCCAGGAGACAAAUAGAGAAAGCUUCUUGAGCAUUGUUUGGAUAGCUAAGUGGCUCUAACUUGUUUAUUUCUUUUAAUUGCUUUCCAGAUGCACCUGUCCCUGGUGCACACAUUCUGCUCCUACUCUAAGCAAUAAAAAUGAACAUUGCUGCUC